Messenger RNA from Durio zibethinus, 2331 nucleotides. RefSeq names its product E3 ubiquitin-protein ligase RSL1-like. NCBI's taxonomy places the organism in Eukaryota, Viridiplantae, Streptophyta, Magnoliopsida, Malvales, Malvaceae. The record is from RefSeq and is a predicted model, not a curated record. Gene Ontology annotation, molecular function: zinc ion binding; ubiquitin-protein transferase activity. Gene Ontology annotation, biological process: protein ubiquitination.
GUGAGUAUAAAUGUUCUUUUAUUAUGAUAUUAUUUAAAAUACAAAAUAAUAAUUUCUUUGUAAUAUACUUUGGUACUAAUUCUUUUUGGCCAGGUUGGUACUUAAGCAAUAAUUAAUUAGCCAAAUUUCCAAACGAGGUACGGAAACGAAACCUAAUCCAAAUAUUCCACAAUAUUUAUUCGACCGUUCGAAAUUAAAAAGGUAAUCAAAGAGUUUGGGUGAAUUCGAAAAAACCGUAGUGCUAAGUGAAACCCAAAAGCCAAGAAAUCACCUCCCUAAAAAAAAAUAAGAGGGUUCAAAUUCAAGAAAUCUCCUAUAUAUUUUCACCAUGGUAACCAUUACUCCAGUUGAUGAAGAAAAAUCAGUUAAGAAGCGGAAAAUGGAGGGAUUAGAUUUUCCUCGGCGGGUUGAGAUCAUUGACCUUGAAAGCGAUUUGUUUUGUUUUCCACCCAUUAAAGGCAAAGGCACUACCAAGAAAAGUGCAAUCUCAGUUGAGCAGUACAGUGAUAAAAGGAACCACCAACUUGCCACCAAGGUUUUCCCGACAACCUCGAAUAGUAACUUCAUCGAUCUCGACAACUACGAUGAUGAUUUGUUCGUGCUUAAUUUCGAGCCCCCGAAGACUCCUUUGGGGAAGAAGCGUGAAAAAACCAAGAAUUCCUUCACUGUUCUCUCCUUAAUCGAACCUGGAGAGUCAUCAAACACCAAAAAGAACCAAGAGGUCCAAGACGCGUCGUUUAUCUGUGAAAUCUGCGUUGAACCAAAGCAAGCAAACGAGUCAUUUAACAUCAAAGGUUGCUCUCACGCUUACUGUACGGUUUGCAUGAUCAAAUAUGUAGCUUCAAAACUACAAGACAAGAUUACAGCCAUAAGUUGUCCCGUAGGAAACUGUGAGGGUUUGUUGGAACCUCAGUACUGUCGCAAUAUACUUCCAAGAGAAGUUUUUGAUAGGUGGGGAGAUGCUUUAUGUGAGGCAAUCAUUUUAGGGUCAGAAAGGUUUUAUUGUCCUUUUAAAGAUUGUUCCAUGCUUUUGAUUGAUGAUGGAGGACAGGUUGUAAAGGAAUCAGAAUGUCCCAAUUGUAGGAGACUGUUUUGUGCACAGUGUAAAGUUCCUUGGCAUGCUGGGAUUGAAUGUGGGGAAUUUCAGGGGUUGGAUAAAGAUGAAAGAGAGAGGGAAGAUAUUAUGUUGAUGAAGCUAGCUAAGGACAAGAAGUGGUCCAGAUGCCCAAAGUGUAGAUUCGUUGUUGAGAGAACCGAGGGUUGUAGGCUUAUGAGAUGCAGGUGUGGAACUGCUUUCUGCUACGACUGUGGAACAACCCGAGUGGAUAGUUACCAUUUUUGCCAUAACUGUAAACGUUAAACUUCCUGGGAUGCAUUUAUAUGCUUCCUUCUACAGAGAAUUCUCUUAGUUAUAUUAAUUAUGCAAGAGACACGUGUACAUUUUCUAGCAAUGAUUUCUAUUUCUUAAUUAUUCAGAAAGAUGCAUGGUUUUUCUUUUUUCUUUUUGCAUUUUUUAGUAUAAAAGAAAAAACUUUGUAAGAGAUCAAACAUUUUUUAGGAUUAAAAAAAUAAUUUGCUUAACCAUGUAACUAAGUUACCAUGCCAGAUGAAAAGCAACCUACCAUCCUGUCAUGACUGUGAAAUAGCUACCAGGAUUUAACGGCUAACACCUAAAUCAUGGAGCUCCUUUAUGAAGUUGGCUACAACUGAAGGCCAAAAAUAGAUCUAUAGUAAUGAUGCAUGAUCAAUGCACAAGCAAUCCUUUAGAAGUGAGAUAUUAUUACUUCAUUCUUUUAGGGACUUUGCUCUCUCUUUAAAAAUAGAAUUUGUUCAUGUCCUGAAGAAAAGCAAAGAGUGUGGAUGAUAAGAAUUCAUUACUCAUCUAAAUUAGAGACAACUUGUUUAAAGUUCCCAGGAACAAAUUAAGCUCAGAUGGAAUGGAAUCAGUGAAUAGAGUAGCUCGAGAGCCUCUUGAAAAUAUCAACUUUCCACAAAAUGUUGAAUCAGUACUCUCCUAGUUUGGCAAUUCCAUCAAUUGAUACCCCAUAACUAUUCUUACUUAUCCCACAUGUAAAAAAAAAAAAAAAAAAAUCAAAUUGAUGCCCUCAAAGCCUGAAACAGACCGAACUUCAAAUCUAAAAUAUCUAUGGCUCUGUUAAUCCUAAACCAUGUUUUCUUCUAGCAAGGCAUCUGAUUGCACCAAGGAUUUUUAUUUCCAUUGUUCCUGUAGAGUUUUUUGUUGUUUUCUUUGUCGUGAUACGCUUGUAACACGGCUUUUAUGAUGAUGUUAACCACACAUGAGAAAAAGGAUUAAUAAUUGAUUCAAAGAUA